AUGGAAGAAUCCCUCGUCCUCUCCAAAUUCGACAACCUUGUCCAAUCUGGCCUUGUUCUGUACGAUGACAAGCAACAAAUAAUUGAGCACAUUGAUGGUGACCUCAAAUUCCAAUUUGUUCUCACUUCUGCUCUCGCCAAGAAGCCCACUCUAGCCACUGCCCAACCCCAGCCCGAGGCUGAUACCCAUAGACUCGAAAAGCGAGAAGGCAGCGAUAUCAGCACCACCGGGUUCGAACUUGGCACGCUAGGGAGCCACUUUGUGAUCGUGAACAAGUUUUGCUUUGCGCGGCCCCACCUCAUGCUUCUCACGUGUGAUGGAUACAAACGACAAUACGAGGCGCUCGACGAGGCAAAUCUAGACGGCAUGUGGCGUAUCUUGGUCUCCAUGGAGAGAGAUUACGUUGCAUUUUAUAACUGCGGUCAGAAUGGGGGUUGUAGCCGGCUGCAUAAGCAUAUGCAGUUGAUGCCCUUGCCAGCAAACAGUUUCGCGGCGUUUCUGGAAUCUCCCGAGGAGUCUGAAACUAAGGUUCCAUUUGAGUGGUUUUAUCAACGCUUUGAGGGUGAUGUUGACCCCGCUGUGUUGAUCAGAACUUACAAAGAUCUGCUCGAGAAGACUACGAAAGUGGGCGGACACCAUACGGCGAAUGUACCCGGAGCAGCCUGUCCCCAUAAUAUGAUUCUUACCAAGAGAUGGAUGAUCGUGCUGCCAAGAAGACGAGGCGGGAUUAAUAAGGAGGCUGGGGUGAAUUCAUUGGGCAUGCUGGGGGUUAUCGCGGUAGCUACGACCAAGGAGAUCGACAAUUGGAUCAGGCUGGAGGCAGGCGGUCACAGGUGGCAUAUUAGCGAUAAGAGAUAUGCGGUUCGGCCAAGCCAGAUCCGAUCCGAAAGUUCCAAGGUUGGAACUUCGUCGUCUGGGGAUGGCACCGUGAAUAGAUAUUGUCAACAGCUGCUGACAAUGGCGCUCCAACAACAUGAGCCCGCGCCAUUCGCGCCUCAAUCCUCCUUAUCCUUUACCCAAGGGUUUCUUCUCGGCCAGCUCUCAGUGGUACUCCUGAUUGGCGCUUUUAUCAAGUUUUUCAUUUUCGGUGAAGCGCCUCCCCCUCCGUCCCGGGGCAUGUCAAACCGCACAACACACCGCCGCUACAGCUCGGUGUAUAACCCCCCUCAAGAUAGCCAGAAAUCUUUACGAGAAAAACCGUCCACGUCAAACGUUCUUCGUCCCGUACCUUCUACCUCCACGAACACCCGCUCAAUCCUCCGCAAAACCUACUACAGUGCCAUUCCUACCAACCCUACUAGCAAACAUGGUCGACACCGCAUGCAUCACUCGUCGCAUCAGCCCGAGUCGCUGGACUGGUUCAAUGUGCUUAUUGCACAGACAAUUGCCCAAUACAGGGAGACGGCCUAUUCCCUCAAGGACUCGCCCACUUCAUCAAUUCUCAGUUCCCUAACGGCAGCUAUGAACAACCCGGAGAAGAAACCAUCGUUCAUAGACAAGAUAAAUGUCACCGAUAUCUCACUAGGUGAAGAGUUUCCCAUUUUCAGCAACUGCCGCAUCAUCGCCGUUGACGACCCUAUGUCGGACGGUGGACGGCUACAGGCGCUACUGGAUGUCGACCUCAGCGACGACAACCUUUCUAUCGCCGUCGAGACGUCUAUGGUUCUAAACUACCCCAAACCACGCUCUGCCAUCCUGCCAGUAGCGCUAUCUGUCUCGGUCGUGAGAUUUUCCGGAACACUGUGCAUAUCCUUGAUCCCAGCAUCGACCGAACCACCAGAACCACUCCAAACGCCUGCUGGGUCACCGGCGCCUCCCACAUCAGACCCAAGGUACAACACAGUGAAUCGACCCUCUAGCCCCGGAGAGCAAAAUACCUCGCAAGACCAGCUCCCACCAAAAAGCAGCCCGAAAAGCAACGUUGCAUUCUCCUUCCUCCCGGAUUACCGCCUAGACCUCUCUGUGCGCUCUCUCAUCGGAUCUCGCAGCCGACUGCAGGAUGUACCGAAGAUAGCCCAGCUUGUCGAAGCGCGAGUCCACGCAUGGUUUGAGGAGCGCGUCGUCGAGCCUCGAGUCCAAGUCGUCGGGCUUCCAGAUCUGUGGCCGCGCAUGGGCAGAACAGGUGUCCGACCCGGCGAGGAAUCGGAUGCCGGGUCCACGGUACCACCGCGCAGUGCCGGUUCUACCGAGGCAUCAGGACCGCCUGUGUUCUCCGACGAUCAUGGUCGGGAGCAGGAGGGUCUACGUUUCCGUGGGGGACUGGAUGCACGGCCAGGGCUUCGCGCUGGCGCUCGCACGAGUAGUUUCAACGUUGAUAUGGGUGGCUUGCGCAGCUCGAGCAUGACAAGGCAAGAGAGUGCCGGUGCUACGAGCGAGCAUUUUGAUAUGCCUGGCGCGAUGCCAGCGGGGACGCCGGUGGGGACGCCUGGCAUUCCAGACAAUUGA
Penicillium griseofulvum is the source of this 2445-nucleotide messenger RNA. It is a transcript of the gene mmm1, whose product is annotated as ERMES complex subunit MMM1. The record is from RefSeq and is a predicted model, not a curated record. Lineage: Eukaryota; Fungi; Ascomycota; Eurotiomycetes; Eurotiales; Aspergillaceae. The transcript has 5 exons. Gene Ontology annotation, biological process: phospholipid transport; mitochondrion organization. Bases 1 to 2445 code for a protein of 814 amino acids. Gene Ontology annotation, cellular component: endoplasmic reticulum; ERMES complex. Gene Ontology annotation, molecular function: lipid binding; ATP:ADP adenylyltransferase activity.